This is a messenger RNA of Mizuhopecten yessoensis (Yesso scallop), 1920 nucleotides long. RefSeq names its product CUB and zona pellucida-like domain-containing protein 1. The transcript has 11 exons. Gene Ontology annotation, cellular component: cell surface. Lineage: Eukaryota; Metazoa; Mollusca; Bivalvia; Pectinida; Pectinidae. The record is from RefSeq and is a predicted model, not a curated record. Bases 57 to 1772 code for a protein of 571 amino acids.
UGUGUUUAGUUUGAUCAGUGACAAAUACGUUAAUCUGUAUAGUGAAUAUUUCAAUAAUGGAGGCAGUGAAAUUUCUCCUCAUUUUUGUGUUCUUCACAAUUAUGCAUGUACCUACAGCGGAUAUGAGGACAGCUGUACCUACAGCCGAUAUGAGAACUAACGAUUCAGUGAAAAGCGUUUCAGCAGCACUAACAGCAGAGAUGCGAACAGACGCUUACGUAAAAAAGGACGAAAACAGUGUUGGCUACACCAACGGUGAUACAAGGAAGGAAAGAACGAACAGACGAAGAGAAGAUUGCGGACCAGGUGACCUGUACGGCCCUAGCGCCACUAUCGAGAGCCCGUACAACCCCGGGUAUUACCACCUCUACUACCACUGCUAUUGGACCAUGCACGUGCCUCCCAACACGACAGUGAGGCUGACGUUUGAGAGAUUCGACUUAUAUACCGGACACGACUACGUCACUGUUUACGAUGGUUCCAGAAACGUUACCGGAAAAUUAACAGGAUUUAUACAUGUCCCGUACUACGUGGAUUCCACGGGCGAUAUCAUGAGGGUUGAAUAUGUAACUGACAUCGCUUUUACAACUAAUGGAUUUAAAGCCAGCCUCCAAGAAAUAGACAAAGAAGUAACCACUGCCGACUAUGGACGACCGACUACGGAGAAUCCAGUGACGAUAACGGACACUGCUGCACCGCACUAUUCCUCGGACAUGUACGUCAGCGCCAUCACUGUCGCCUGUUACCCAGACGCUUGGGACAUCCGGAUAUAUUUGCCAAAUCUUUACAAACGGCAUAGUGACUUUGACCCGUCUGAUAUUUACCUCGGUGAGCCUGGUUGCGGGGGCUACCGCUCCGGUAACUAUCUCGUCGUUCACCAACAGUACAGCAAGUGCGAGACUCACCUCAUGAUAACCUCCACUAAAAUGGAAUAUACAAAUACCCUCAUUUACGCGUACAGAGAUGCCACUUACAAAUUUAUCGUCAGAGAUUACCGCUUCAAGAUUGACGUGGAAUGUGACAUAGCAACGCAUGAGACGGUAUCACAACACUUUAUAGAGACACAUAACAAAGUGCGCACGCGUAGUAAUAACCCACAUGUUUCCGGUUCCGGUCAUUAUAAUGUCCACAUGUCAUUUUACAGUGACUCCUCUUACCAACAACAAUUGACCGGAAGUUCUCUGACGGUCAACAUCGGGGAUGACAUAUACGUCAGUGUGACCACGCCCCUCUCAGACUCUGAUGUCAAGAUAAGGGUCGAAUCUUGCUACACCCUUCCUUCCCUGAGUGCUGGGGACGAAUUCAAAUUAUACCUCAUCAGAAACGGAUGUAGCAGUGACGUCAACACCCACGUCAGAAAUACAUCAUCUCACGAGACCAGGUUCGUCUUCCGUGACUUCGAGUACUCCGGUAGAAAUCAGGACGAUUUAUACUUGUUCUGUACGGUUACGUUUUGUAACGUGACUGACCAUUCGUCAGCGUGCGACCAAUCCUGUCACAAAGUCAGAACGAGGUCUGUCCAAUCAGCGUCCACGACUCAUCUUAGAACAGCGGAUACCUCUGACGUUCUACAUUUGUCUAAAGACCGUUUGAGACGUGACGUAGGAAAACUGGAUGAUGUAGAAAUAACCGGUCAUGCGCAGUCCGUCAGAUUCCCUGAUCAUCUUUUGAUAGCCGUCGUCAUCAGUGCUCUAGGGAUAUUGGCGAUCGGGAUGUUUGUGGCAAUUCGCCGUUACCGGAAACGGAAGUCCGGUCCUAACGAUACCCUCUAAAGUAUCUAACCUGACCGAUAUUUUAUAAGAGAUCGAUGCUUGGUGAACCGAAGAGGGAUGUACAAACUUGAUUUGAUGAAAUAUUUCCCCUGAUUUGAUGAGCAACUAAAACGGUUCUUCAAUGAGGGCUAGUUUGUGAUAAUGUAAC